Cajanus cajan (pigeon pea) is the source of this 2272-nucleotide messenger RNA. Its product is annotated as ankyrin repeat-containing protein At5g02620. The record is from RefSeq and is a predicted model, not a curated record. Gene Ontology annotation, molecular function: protein binding. NCBI's taxonomy places the organism in Eukaryota, Viridiplantae, Streptophyta, Magnoliopsida, Fabales, Fabaceae. Gene Ontology annotation, cellular component: plasma membrane.
UGGAGAAAAACUUAAAACCCACGUUCACCAGAGACAAAGCAAUCAAUCAAGUUAUUAGAGACCUAACCUAACUCAAGUCGUGCAUUUUGUUUUCCGCGUUUGCUGCACUUCUCUUCAUUCAUUCAUUCUUCUUCUUCACCUCUUACUUCCAAUCUCUUCUUCAACCGCAAAGGUUACUCUGCCUUUUCACACCUUCGCUUCUCCAACUUCCCUUUUUGGACUUUUCUUAUUAAUACUACUUUCUAGAUGUCUUAGAAAGAGGAGCACAGAAAGAAACCACAACCUAUCAUGUGUCUUAUUCAUCAAUUGCUAUCAAAAGCAGGAAGACACAUGUUCCUAUUGCUUACUGUAGUGUACAAUUUUGAAUCACCUUGCCGAUAUUGCUUGGUGAAUUGAUACAGUGCGAGACAAUCGGUUCUUGCAACUUUAGGAAAUGUAAAUUUGAUUAGUUGGAGCCCCAUCAAAGUAGUUAAGAUACACUCCAAAGAUGAUGAAGAAACAACUGACAGGUAUAAGGGGUGAUUCUCCCUUACAAUCGGCAAUCCGAGGUGGAAAUUUGGAUUUGGUUCUGGAAAUCAUCUCUCAGAGUCCAGAGGAAGAAUUGAAGGAGUUGCUUUCAAAGGGAAACAACUCUUGUGAAACUGCCCUGUAUGUUGCUGCUGAAAAUGGUCAUCUUGAUAUAAUGAAGGAAUUGAUUAGAUAUCAUGAUAUUGGGUUGGCCAGCUCCAAAGCUAGAAAUGGAUUCGAUGCAUUCCACAUUGCUGCUAAAAAUGGAAACUUGGAAAUAUUAAAGGUCCUCAUGGAGGCCAUUCCUGAAAUUUCAAUGACCGUUGAUCUGUCAAACACUACUGCAUUGCAUACUGCUGCAGCACAAGGGCACAUUGAAGUUGUAAAUUUUCUCUUGGAAAAAGGUAGCAGUCUGGUAACUAUUGCAAAAAGCAAUGGGAAAACUGUGUUGCAUUCUGCUGCAAGAAACGGCCAUGUGGAGGUUGUCAGUGCACUUCUGAGCAAAGAACCUGAAAUUGCAAUGAGAAUUGAUAAAAAGGGGCAGACAGCACUCCAUAUGGCAGUUAAAGGACAGAAUCUUGAGUUAGUGGAUGAGCUUGUGAAACCGAAUCCAUCUUUGGUUAAUAUGGUGGAUGCCAAGGGAAAUACUGCACUCCAUAUAGCAACCCGGAAGGGUCGUUUACAGGUUGUUCAGAAGCUACUAGAUUGCAGGGAAAUAGACACAGAUGUUAUUAACAAAUCUGGAGAAACAGCUUUAGAUACUGCAGAGAAAAAUGGUCGCUUGGACAUCGCCAAUUUUCUGCAGCAUCGUGGAGCUCAAGGUGCCAAGUCCAUCAAGUCACCUACGACAAACACAGCCCUUGAACUGAAACGAACAGUGAGUGACAUAAAAAGUGGGGUUCAUAAUCAGCUGGAACACACAUUUAAAACACAAAGACGCAUGCAAGGUAUAGCAAAACGAAUUAACAAAAUGCACACUGAGGGGCUUAACAAUGCAAUCAACUCCAACAUUGUUGUUGCAGUCCUUAUUGCAACAGUUGCUUUUGCUGCCAUAUUUAACAUCCCAGGCCAGUAUCCUGAGAAGCUAAAUGAUCUCUCUCCUAAAAUGUCUCCUGGGGAAGCAUACAUUGCUCAUGAUAUUGGAUUCCUGAUAUUCAUAAUCUUUGAUUCUACUGCCCUCUUCAUAUCAUUGGCUGUUGUGAUUGUCCAAACAUCUGUGGUUGUUAUUGAGAGGAAAGCCAAGAGACAAAUGAUGGCAAUUAUAAAUAAGUUGAUGUGGGUUGCCUGUGUGCUAAUUUCUGUGGCAUUUAUUGCAAUGUCAUACAUAAUUGUUGGGGAUCAUAAAGAGUUGGCUAUAGCAGCCACAGCUCUAGGAACAGUGAUUAUGGCAGCUACUUUAGGAACACUCUGUUAUUGGGUGAUUGCUCACCGACUUGAGGCCUCAAGAUUGCGAAGUCUUAGGACAACAAUGAGCAGUAGGCAAUCAUUGUCUUUGUCAAUGAUGUCAGGUUCCGAGAAUGAGUAUAAUAAGACAGUGUACGCAAUAUAAUUUUUACUACUCUACUUUUUUGUACUAACAUAGAUGUAGGCUACUAGGCUUUUGUUUCUUAGUAUAACAAACAUCAACAAAAGCAAGUAAUCAUAGUCCACUUGAUAAGUAAAUGUGUCUUUUUUAAUUGACAGUGUUUGGUUGCUCUUCAUUGUCGCACGCACUUCGGUGAAGCAAGUUAUAAAAACUUCUUUAAGUGUUUGGUUUCGUGUUGCA